Hymenoscyphus albidus is the source of this 4684-nucleotide messenger RNA. NCBI's taxonomy places the organism in Eukaryota, Fungi, Ascomycota, Leotiomycetes, Helotiales, Helotiaceae. The record is from the annotation of a GenBank genome assembly.
UUCUAUUAUUAAACGAGUUUCUUCCACAUUGACUUAGCAUCCAGCUGAAUACUUCUGAAAUUUUGCGUGCCAGUUCUAGAUCAUGGGUAAAGGUAUGUGUCCCAACGAACGUGCCAGCGUCUACAAGAAAGUCAAAAGUCACCUCGAUUUCUCGGUCCAGCCCUCAGGGACGUCAGACCCAGAAGCUAAUAAUACCCGUUCUCAUAUUGAAGGAAAGAGCCCACGACGAUAUUUUGCAGAACGAUAGACCGCCCACCGUAGCGCCGGGCCUUCAUAAUCUUCUCGCCCUCCAAAUGCCCAAUUCACAAGUCUUGCGCCAUUCCAACAGACCCGCCAGCAACCAAGAGCUUUGCGAUGGCACCAUGGUCAAACCGAAUCCUCUCUCCGAAUCCUCGACCCGACCAUAGCUUGCACCCCGCUGGUUCGAGUCCUGCGAGACCACCGCCACGAGUUCCUCCAAGAGUAACAGAAUCCGACAUACUUGAAGGUGCAUACGAAAUCCCAACCCUGGCUGCCACUUCCAACGGCGCAAUUGGGACACCACCGCAUGGACCAGCGAGCUCAUCCAAGCCCACUCGAACGGCUAGUAACCACGGACGCUCUAUGAGCCAUCCCUUUCCCUCCUUCUUUCCUGGCAAAAAGAAAAGGCACGAUGAUGGAGUGGGUGGCAAUGGGUUGGACUCGACAGACGACGACCUGAGUGGUUCCUCACCAAUGCGCCCUCAGAAACUGGAGAGGAACGCCAAACAAAAAGUACCCGAAAAGGACUUGACAACGGGCAAAUGUAUGACGUGUGACUCCAUGGUGCGAUGGCCCAAGAAUUUAGGUGUCUUCAGAUGUACGGUUUGCUUGACGAUCAACGAUUUGAAGCCCAUUCUAUUGGAGGCAAGACGUGGUGACGGACAUCGGGCCCCUGUGGCAGUAAGACCAGGAACGAGUCCCGGAAGUGCCCAACCUCGAGGUGAGCUUAUGAACGCCGCAGCAUUAUUUUGUUUGGCCACCAUACUAAUUCUUCUAUAGUCCCCCUACUGUCACUCGAAAAGACAAAACGGCUCAUCGAUCAAUGUAUUACCUCGUUUCUUCUGGACCAACUUAAGCAUGGCGAUGGGCAUACAGCAAGCCCUCAUCCGUCCCCGCCUGUCUCUCCCAGAUGGCCUCCCUCAGGCUCUGGCAAUAUCGAAGAGCCUCUAGACGGCACUCAUAGAGACAGUCCAACCAAUCCAACCUCAACAAUGAGGAGCCCUCCAAUACAGCUUUCUUACCGUCCGGUUGAUCAACAUGGACACUCGCCGCUCUCAAAGCCACCUCCCGGAUAUAUUGGCCGCCCAGCAGACCCCGGACCUUAUUCAUCAUCAUCUCCAGGAAUGCUCUAUGGACCCAUGUCUGACGAGCCUGAGCAGACUCAAAAUCCCCAUCGACCAAAUGAAACCCUGCGUGAGCCUGCGAAUUCUGGCUUUCAUCGUCCUAACGGGAAAGAAAGAGUGGAUGAUGUGCCGCGCAACCAGAAUAACAACAGGAACCCUUUCAAACCUCUAGAAGACUACAUCAUUUCAUCUUUCGGGUCGCUUGAAUGCAUUAAUGCAUCAUUUAGUGUUGGCCGUCCCCCAGUGGGACCCAGAGCAGCGAGCGAAGGUUUAACACCCAGGCGCUGGAUGCCUAUUCCUGGUAAACAUGUGGAGAAGCAGGCUGAGCAUACUGAAAGACAUAUCGAAAAACAGAUUGAAAGACAAUUGGAGGCAGACGGGCUGUUAUCGGAGCUGGACGCCAAGACUCUUCUCCUGGGAGAUUUUGCGGAAAACGGGUCCUGGUGGACAGGAAACCGUUCAGAUGCCAAAAGUCCCGAAAAGGCCCGGACCUGGGCCAAAGGAUUUGACGGUCAACAUGAUAGACCUGAUAUUGUGACAUUAAGGACGCCUCGUGUCCAUUGGUCAGAAGUCAACGAAUGGUACUCUGUAGUGCUUAAUGCGGGAAGAUCGUGGCGGAGAAGGCUGGAUGCACUGAUUUCUAGUGAAAAUUCCCCUGACGAUAUUCUGAGUAUCGCAGACCUAGAUUUAGGGGAGAUCGAAAAUCAGAUUAUGGAGGCGCAAUUACACACUCAAAGAGUGCUCCUGAAAGCUACAGAGAGUUUGUUGAAACGCCCGGGCCGUCCGUUGUCUGAACCUCAUGACGUUCGAUUUAUACUCAUAAUCCUCGCAAAUCCUCUACUAUACCCUUCAGCUAUAUCCACACAUAUCAGAGAUACAAGCAGAUCUCGGUCACCUCCUCGGGACGGACCCACAAGCAACAAGGGGCCAAAACUUGAACCUCCUAGGACGUCAGGUCGUUCUUCGUCCCCUGGGUCCCGAAAUGUGCGCAAGGGCAGUUCUGGACAGCACUCGGGAAUUAUAAAGCGUGUUUUGGGAAUUUUGGCGAAUCUCCCCAACGAGUGCCAUCAUCAUCUAGUUUCGUGGUUUGCACGCUAUUCAGACCCCCAGUUUCGGAGGACUGUUGAUUUGAUUGGAAGCUUUGUGACUUAUAGACUUACCAGGCAGCACGGAAAACAGCAAGAGUCCAGGCGCGAAGCAAGAAACGAUCUAAUACCAAAUAUGAGUGGGACGGGGCGAGUCAGUUCUGCAGCUUUGCAUGCUGCGUUAGGGGCUGCUGGAGGAGGACAGCAGCCUCCCAAAAAGAGCGAUGGUAAACCACCACCUGUGGUUUACAAUGAUGACUGGCAAAUCAAAGCCGCUGCUAGAGUUAUGGCCUUGUUCUUUGCUGCAAAUAAUAGCGGUCAGUUGAGAAAAGGAGACAAUCGGCCAGCAACAGGUUCCAUGGAUUGCACGAAAUUAUCUUUACCGAUGCCCCGUGAGAUACACCAAAGACAUGGCCAAAUCUUGGCGACUAGCGACUUUUACAAUACAUUAUUGGACUAUUCGGACCUCGUGGCGGAUUUUGAAGCUUGGGAGUCCCGACGUGGAAAAUUUUCAUUUUGCCAAUAUCCUUUCUUUCUCAGCAUUUGGGCCAAGAUUCAGAUCAUGGAACAUGACGCCCGUCGACAAAUGGAAGUGAAGGCUCGAGAGGCAUUUUUUGAUAGUAUCAUGACUCGCCAGAUGGUCAAUCAAUAUCUGGUAUUAAAAGUACGGCGAGAUUGUCUUGUCGAGGACAGUCUGAAAGGCGUAAGUGAAGUUGUAGGCGCUGGUGGCGAAGAGAUUAAGAAGGGACUUCGAAUUGAAUUCAAGGGCGAAGAGGGCAUCGAUGCUGGUGGUCUCCGAAAGGAGUGGUUUCUUCUAUUAGUAAGGGAUGUGUUCAACCCCGAACAUGGUAUGUCACACAGCUCUAUAAAUUCAGUCUGUCAUAGCCCUGUACUGAUUUUCAAACAGGCAUGUUUACGUAUGAUGACGAUUCACAAUUUUGCUAUUUCAACCCCAACAGUUUCGAGACAACUAAUCAGUUUUUUCUUGUGGGUGUAGUACUUGGCCUGGCAAUCUACAAUUCAACCAUUCUUGAUGUAGCUCUUCCACCCUUUGCCUUUCGAAAACUCCUUGCCGCAGGUCCCGCUCCUCCGCCUGGUGCAACGUCACACGCUAAACCAUCGAUGACUUAUUCCUUGGAAGACUUGGCUGAAUUUCGUCCUGCAUUGGCUACUGGACUUCGGCAAUUGUUAGAAUUUGAAGGCGAUGUGGAGACAACCUUUUGUCGGGAUUUUGUGGCCGAUGUUGAAAGAUUUGGUCAGGUAAUACAGGUUCCACUCUGCGCAGAUGGUGACAAACGACCUGUCACCAAUUCAAAUAGGCGAGAGUUUGUUGAUCUUUACGUACGGUAUCUUCUUGAUCUUGCUGUAGCACGCCAGUUUGAGCCUUUCAAGAGGGGAUUCUUUACCGUGUGUGGCGGCAACGCUUUAUCAUUAUUUCGACCUGAAGAAAUCGAACGUCUUAUCAGAGGCUCUGACGAACCUCUAGACAUUGGCUCUCUCAGAGUUGUUUCUAUUUGUGAGAAUUGGGGUGUUCCCAAUGCCAAAGAAACGGAGUCUGUGGUACAUUGGUUUUGGGAAUCAUUCCAAAAUGCCAAUGUGAAGGACCAACGCAAGCUUCUGACUUUUAUCACUGGAAGUGACCGAAUCCCAGCAAUGGGAGCAACGAAUUUGAUCAUCAAGUUAUCGUGCUUGGGAGAUGAUUGUAAUAGGUUUCCUCAAGCAAGGACAUGUUUCAACAUGUUGUCUUUGUGGCGAUAUUCCUCGCAGGCUAAGCUGAAUGCUAUGCUUUGGCGGGCAGUCUAUGAGAGUGAGGGCUUUGGAUUGAAGUAAUGAAUGCCUUUUAGACUUUGGAAGGCAGGUGACUAGAGAAAGUGUACAGAUCAAUUGGCUGAUUGAUUGAAUGGGAUGGGGGGCUUCUGGGCAUAGGCAUUGGGCAUUGGCAUUCAUGUUAUGGGUGGAAGAAACGCUGGUUGUGCUAUCUUUUGAAAGGAGAAUGGACAGGAACAGAUGAUGACAGAAAAUCCUAGGUAGACAACACUCAAGAAAACAGACAAGAAAAUGAAUGCCUGUCUGGGCAGCAUUUCUCAUUGUGAUUCAAAUACUCGGACUUUACUUUACAGUACUUUUAAAGCUCGGGAGCGGACCAGUGUUGUUGAUGAAGCUUGGAUUUUAGCGUUAUUGUUGAAUUGGGCACUAUGUUUAGCCACGCAAAAUGCAGAAACUUAUUCUUGGACG